Molecule: messenger RNA, 3519 nt
Organism: Colletotrichum truncatum
Lineage: Eukaryota; Fungi; Ascomycota; Sordariomycetes; Glomerellales; Glomerellaceae
Product: f-box and wd domain protein
Biological process (GO): proteasome-mediated ubiquitin-dependent protein catabolic process
Cellular component (GO): nucleus; proteasome regulatory particle, base subcomplex; cytosol
Molecular function (GO): polyubiquitin modification-dependent protein binding
Source: RefSeq, a predicted model, not a curated record
AUGCAACACUGGCCUGCUGAGUCUUCAGAAACGCAACGCCAACAAGACAAUCCCCCGAUCUCCUCUCCUCCGAAUCAGCAUGGCUUUCGUCAUCGUCACCAGCCGACCGGCGUCGCUCCCCGCCGCGCCGACUCGGGCAGUGCUUCCCCGCGCUCUGUCCCGGACGGUGGCGGUAGUGACUCACUCGACGCCAUCAGUGCUGUCCAGCUCGACGAGAAGCUUCGCCGGUUGAGCUUCACCAACGGUCAUUCCGCUGAAGCUCAUCCUUCUGUCGCUGGUCAACGAGUGAUCGACUACGAGAAUGCCCUCACGCCCUCUACACCCCGCCAAGCCUUGGGCUUCAAGGUGAUCAAGCGAUACGAUGCUCGGCCCGACGGCGUUCAGCUCACAGACUUCCCUAAUGAAAUUUUGACGCACAUCCUCUCUCACUUACACCCCGAUUCCCACUCAGCUGUGGCGCUCGUGUCGAAACGCUUUUACGCUCUUGUCACAACCCCUCAUGCGUGGAGAAUGGCGUUCUUGCGAUUCUUCCCUGGCCACGAAGGUAUGCUUGUCAGGUCGGAGCAGACUCGCCUAGGUCCUCUUGAUCAGGACUUAUCUGAUUUCGUGCGGUCUGAGGCCCGCUACUUUGCGCGUCUGACACCUUUGGCAACUUGGAGAAGCGAAUACCUGUUACGAACGCGCCUCCUGAGAGGUCUUAUCAGGGGCAAGCCUGGAUCGGGCAUUGGCGCGUCCACUCGCAGCAGCAAAAAGUCGAGCGCCGUUCUGACCUACAACUCUAAGCUACCUUGGGUUGUAACGCAUAUCCACGCGGUUUUCUCUGCUGCCGCUGGGAAAAGGCCUCCCAUGGCUAUUCAUGGCGCGGCGGACCUAGGAGUUGGAACGUUAAGUGAUCCUACCAAUGGAAAAGUCGAGAAAUGGGGGUUCAAUGACCCCUUUUCUACACUCCAGCUGGAUGAAGUGUUUCCAAACCUCGAGCCUUACGGUUAUGGUGACGGCCCUGCUGCGUGCCCUAAUGUUAUGGACGUCAGUCUGCCUUACGGGCUUGUAUCUGGUGAAGGCUUUCCUGGAGGGCGCGCCUACUACCGACCGACGAACGAGCUGCGCGGCCGUUACCUCAGCAGCGACACUGGCGUGGUUGAUACGUACCCGGAUAUUCCAAAAAUUCCAGAACUAUCAGAAGCCAUUUCAAGCGUUUGGGUAGCCAAAUCGACCGCAGUACCCAACAUCACCCAUUCAGCGGUUGGUAUAAUGACGGGUUCGACGCUUGGAAUUGUGACGGCAUAUGCUCUGGGGGGAGAUGGCAGCGGUCCACGACAUGCUAGCGGUGAGAUGACGGCGCGCUGGGUGCUCAGUCCUGGCGUACCCAUUGUCUGUCUCAAAGUUGAUGACCAGUAUACCCAGAAGCGAAAAACCGCUCAGCGAGUUUGGGCCGUUGCUCUCAAUGCUCUGGGCGAGAUUUACUACCUUGUGGAUGCCCCCAAAACGACCAUUGAUCGAGCAAAGGGCGAGGACGUCACUAAAAAUGCCUGGUACGCUGGCCGAUCGGUCUACUGGCAACUCAUUGACCAAACCCGGCGUCAGGCUCGGUCUGAUGACUUGGAUAAGCAUGCGCUUCGAGGUGCAUACUCGCCUCGGUCUCCUGCGGAUGCUAUGAAGCUGAGCAAGGAACAACUUGUUGCAGAAGCCCGUGAGAUCGAGAAGUUCCUACGUUACAAGCCAUCACACUUCCGCAAGGUCUGUGACGGCUGGGAUAUGCGUAGACGACUUGAAGUCGACUUUGCGAAUGACGAUGACAACGGUGCUGGCGAGGUCAUUGUCUCUGUCCAGUGUGGCCUUGAUCAGGCCCAGAAAUCUCAGGUUACGCGUUUUGCUAGGGCCGUGGCCCAGGCGCCUCAGCCAAGUGUAGAGGACAAUUCAGCACCACAAGAAGACGUGACUCCUGCUCCGACGUCUCUAUUCGGAUACGGGAUUGACAGCCAGCCAGAACCCAAGGCCGUAUCUGCCGUCAAACUGGGUUACGGUGAUGUGACGCCGACCUCUUCAGGUUCGCUGACUCCCCCGGCAACACUCAGCUCUCUAGAUGAGUGGACUGUGGACACAAUGGCGCUUGGCCACCAUCACAAGUCGGAGAUCACUGCGUCUGCUGUGGACCUGUCAUCUCAUGCUCUUCUCACGCUCUAUGAAGAUCCCCUUCAUUUUGGCCACAAAUCUGCGGCUACUCCGACCAUGACCCCACGAACAGCCGAGUCCGUGGCUGAGAUUCCCGGUCGGAGGACUCGCAUGCUUGCUGUAGGCACCAAGAGCGGUGCUGUAGUAGUUUGGAACAUGCGCGAGCAACGUACCAAAACUGAAAUCCAGCCUAUUCGAUUGAUUCAAACUGAGUCACCGGAGAUUUCAUGCCUAGCAUUAACAGCUCUCUAUCUUGUUCACGGCGGAAGCGACGGUCUUGUCCAAGCUUGGGAUCCGCUCGCGUCAUCCCUUGACCCUCUCCGCACCCUCAACGCACGUUCGGCAGGUCGAGUACCUCGACACAUGGUGACGAUGAACCCUUCGCUCAACGCUGACACCUACGCGGCCGCGCGGGCUAUUCACCUCGACCCUGAUCCCACAGUCCUGCGUGGUGUUACAUCCUUUGGUGCCUUCCUCCGCUAUUGGGCGUACAGUGCGACCACUCAACCACCUGGUCGCAAACGCCGUCUCCGGCAUUCAGACAUUCACGGCCGUCUUGCAACGCGCCGCCAGGGUGGCAAGGUUUCUGGAUACAUCGCUGCCGAAACUGCAGAACUCCGCCGGGAGCAAGAGCAAAAAGCCCGUGAAGAUGCCUGGUUACGCAAUCGUUUCGGAGUUGGCGCCUAUGGCGACUUGACCGAAGAGGAAGCCAUUCAAUACGCCGAGAUGAUCUCGCAAGAGACUCUCCUACUAGAAGAGCAGCGCCGUGCCAGCGCUAGCGAUACCGGGUCAGCAUUUGAUGCCGGCCUAGACACCGCCUCGUCCUUCAGCGAGAGCACCGUCGAUACAGUCACGCCGGAGCCAAGUGUCAAUGGUUUCACGCCACCUCCUCCUGUAGUUGAGGAAGAGUACGAAUACGAGGUGCAGAUUCAGCAAGCACUUCGGCUCUCGCUCAUGGAGGCUUCCAACGACGCGGGACAAUCACCACAGGGGAACAGCUCUGGUGACUACGAGUUUGCCGUCAAAUACAAGCCCAAGGCUACGAAGAAAACGAAGCAGUCAUCAUCCACCUCGCCGUUUGCAAGUUACACGCCAACCGGAUCUAAUACUGCCUCCUCAAGCAGAGCCAUGCCAAGGGACGAUGACUUGGAGCUCGCAUUAGCCCUCAGUGCAGGAACAUCUAGCAGGCCAGUGCCGCAGGAAGACGACCUUGAGCUGGCAUUGAGGCUCAGCCUUCAAGAAGCUACUGCCAAUGGGCACCCGGACUUGGAGUUCGAGCAAGAGCAGGUUCACCAGGAAGAGUUUCCCAUGUUGGAAAGUAAGGGCAAAGGAAAGGGGAGGAUGUGA